This is a messenger RNA of Paramuricea clavata, 11618 nucleotides long. NCBI's taxonomy places the organism in Eukaryota, Metazoa, Cnidaria, Anthozoa, Malacalcyonacea, Plexauridae. The record is from the annotation of a GenBank genome assembly.
AUGAUAUCACACAAGAAACUUGGCUUCCUUUUAAUCUUCAACCUACUAUAUUUACAAAGAAAUUUUGCGGACAAAUCCGAGGAUAACUUGCCGAAAGGUCACCAGGAAGUGCUUGGAUCUCACAGAGAGCCUGAUACGAUCGAAGAACGAUACGAUAUUCCAACACCGCUUGAGUUCUGGAGUAAUUAUGUGAAAAUAUCCAAACCUGUGGUGUUUAGAGGAGCUGCGAAACAUUCCAAGGCUUAUAAGUUAUGGAGUGAUGAAUAUUUGAAGGAAAGAUAUGGAGAUUUGGAAGUGCGAUUGGAGAGCAAGGGGGAGAAGUCAGGAAGGGUUCCUAUUGGUGCUAAAGGAUUGGGCAGAGACACUAUAGGUAGGUUCACACACAAUCUUAUAAACCUGAAGGCACUUUUUCAGCUUUGCUAACGGUGUAAGGCUUGAAAAUGUUACACGAAAAUCAUGACAAAAAAACAAUUAAACCGAAUUACACAGUGGCUCUCAACCAUGCAGUAUGGAAAUACUGUAUGUAGUAUUUCUGUGCCUCAUACCUAAUUUUAGUGUGCAGUGAUAACCAAUUUGUGCAGUGAUAAAACUAAAAUGUGCAGUGAUAAAAUGUAAAAUGUGCAGUGAUAAAAUUUGCUGUGAUAAGUUGUUAACAAUUAACACGAAAAUCCAGGCAAUGAGCAGAAAAACUGAGCUAAAAAUUCGUCUUGACACUCCUUGACAGUAUUAAUCAAAACAUUUUGAAUGAGAACAAUUUGAAUGAAAUUGAAAUGAUAGCUGCCAAAUCAUCGAACGUGCACUAAUAUUACACUUCAGGUUUAUCAGAUGAACAAAGUCUCGCACCAAAGGUUCCUUUAUGAGUCUGGAUGAUAAAGUGAAUGAUACUUAUCUUUUUGUAAUUAGUGUGUAAUCUUCAGAAUUCUAUAGAAUGUCUUCGCACAUUGCAUAAAAUCCCCUUUUAGAGAGCCUAGAUUACAAAAUUUUCUGUGGGUGCAUGCCCUUGGAACUCCUCUAGAGGUUUGUCAGUCCUAAGCUGUCUAAGCUGCCUCUCAUUUGCCAAUACGAAAAUAUUUCUUUCUUGCAAGUAUGUGAUUAUGAAACUAUGCCGUCACAGAUAGUUGAAACUAUAGGUGCUGUCAAAGGGGGCAAUUUUUCCUGGAGCCUUAGUUAAAGGAGGGCCGAAAUAAAGAAUUAUGUAAAAUAUACAUAGAUAUAACUGUCAAAAGACUUCCAGAAUGCAGGAUUUGACCAUUUCUGGGACCUCAGAUUUUAAAAUUUUCCUGGGGAGAAUGCCCCGGCCCCCCUAGUGAUAGUGUUAGAAGAUGGAGUCAUGUGGGGCACCAAGUCAAAUUUGGCCCUGGGCAACCCUGCGUGUUGUGCAGUGUAUGUUGGUUUUUGGCAUUUUUUAAUAUCAAUUGUAGCCUGUUUUGUGCAUAGUAGUUACACAUUGUGUGUGUUCAGAAAUUUUCAGGGCGUGCUUCUGCUCGGCUAAACUUUGCGCAAAAAUGUGCAGUGAUAAAAAAUUCUUAAAAUUAGGUAUGCUGUGCCUGGCUCAGGGAACCAGCAGUUUCAGUUGUGCACUACUUGUUGUGCACAAGGCCCAUGGGCUCAUUGUCUAUGGAUGUUCAUUCCCAAGGGGGAAGGUGGGCUGUACGGGUGAAGUUUUGGGCUUUAAAGCAGGGGGGGGGGACUCCCAUGAGUCGCCACCAUGGUUGGUGCUGAGCGGGGAAAAUUUGGAGUCACCAGGUCGUCGGAAAUGGCAUUUUCAGGGUCUCUACGACUUUCAUUAAACCUUUUCAAAUUCUGUCAAAUGUUGUGAUUUGUAAGCAUGAUUUGUAUUUGUUUUUUGUUAAAGUGUGGUCACCAGGCGUAGCGUGCGGGGGGGGGGGGGGGUGUAGGUAGUCGGUAAAACGCAAAGUUAUUCGGUAAUGGCAAGAGCCAUGACAGCGGUCGGUAAAACAAAUCGGUUAAAAUGGAAUUUUGCUCCUCGGUAAAUGGCUUUUAAUAAUAAAAAAAAAUAAAAUUAAUGUCGUGCCUUGUUCUCCGAUAAAGUUAUGCAAAAUGUACGUAAUUCUUCAGUAUUAAAACACUUAUAUUAAAUAUCUACGCAUAAGCAUUGGAGCCCCUAAUUUCCUAUCGUAUUACACUUGCAAGAGCUGCGAAAACAGUCGGUUCUGAUUGGACAUGUUCAACUGUGCGCGAACUUUUGACCUUGAUACAAUGAUACGCAAAACAAUUAAAGAUUAUAUUUAUAUAUUUGUUAUUGACACGCGGUGCUCAUAAAAUGUUUCGACAAUUUUUCAAGUCUGUUCAUUACAAUAAACAACAAGAUAAAUGCCAUUGGGUAAAAUGACUUAUCGCGAAGUAACAAAGACAACAAUUAUUCCAAUUAAUAAAGCAUUUGCUACGUUUCUGGUUCUACGUUAUUUCUAGAUGGCUGACUAAAGUCACGGUAAGUGUCAUUAAAUUAAACGCGGGCCGAAAUAUUUAUUUUAAUUUUGUCAAUUGCUGUAUAGCUGUUAUGGUAUACGUUAUAUGUAGCAUAUAAGGGGCGGUCACGGAUUCUAAUAAAACCUCACGGUGAGCUCACACUCACAGUCUCACAGCUUGUUAAUAUCUGACGGAUUCUCACGGAUUUCGAAAAUAACACAACUUCAACAAUAUGGUUUUGUUUGAUAUAAAUAAAAGCUACCAAACCUUGUGUGUAUAAGGUACAGAAGGCUCUGAAAAUGCCAUUUCCAACGAUCUAGAGACUCCUGGUGGUCACUCCAUUUUAUUAGCAAGAUCUAGCCUUGGAUCGCUUUGAGAUUGCUCUAAUUUACAGUGGUUUCAAAACAUUUCAUAGUAGACGUUGCGCUGGGAAGUGUAGGAGUUGCAACCGAAGGCCGAACUUCCCAACACGGAAGAUCUGACGGGCCUGUGACGGCAUGUUUCCAGAAAAUUUUGAACUUCUAGGGCUAUAUACGAGAUGUAUUUUCCAGCAUUUAUUCUUGAGACACAAAAAAUCAUAUUUUCAAUGUCUAAAACACUGUUAAAUUUAUGUUCUUAUUAAUGCCUAUAACAACAAUGUUUAUACAUAUACAGUAAACAUCACCCAACAAAGCCAUAGUUGUUUGAAAUGCCUGGCAGCAUUCAUAAUUUAAAUAACCUUUAAUUUGCUUAAUUCAGUUAUUGGACUUUUGAUGAGGAAUCAAUGUAAACUCCACAUAGCUUGUUUGAUCUAUUGCAGCAAACAUAUUCAAAACAUUUUUAUUUGCAAUGGACAACUUGCAUGUUAGACUAAAUUUCAAUCUAAGCGGAGAAAAGGGGAUAAAACACAACAGCUAAAAAGAACAUACUGAAAUUAGUAAAAGUGCAAAAUUUGGUUGCGAAAUGUUGUAAAGCUUAGAAAAUAUAGCCUUGCAAAGUUUGCAAAUUUUCAGUAUAUUUAAUUGUAUUACGAGCGGAAAUUGUUACCAUUUUCGGCUCAAAAAUGGUAACAAUUUCCGCAAGUAAUACAAAUAUACUGAAAAUAUGCAAACUUUGCAAGGCUAUAUUUUCCAAGCUUUACAACAUUUUGCAACGAAAUUUUGCACUUUUACUAAUUUUAAUAAGUUCUUAACGGGAAUUUACUUUUGUUGUGCCUAGAUCGGCUAGAUAAAAAAUUUAUCUAACAUGCAAGUUGUCUAUUGUCGGGCAUGAUUUUGCGAAAAUCUACGUAAAAAUGGAAGAAAUUCUUAAAGGAAAUUUGAAGCACUGCUCUGAGCCUGCCCUCAACGGGCAAGAGACGUAUCAAGGCUUCUAAUCUGUGGCUGUGGUUGUUUCGACAAAAUACACGCUUGUUUACUCACAAAACAUUUUGUAAACACUUUAAUAUUUUAACCAGAAUUUAUAGUUAAUCAAUAAUUAUAAAAGAGAAAGUAGCUGUCGCAAAUGGAAGAGUUGCAGUCGGAUGUGACGGGCGACGGCUUAUUUUGAAACCACUGAUUUAGAUAAUAUGGUCUAGAAGCAUGCAUGCUCAGUGCGAAUGGCCCCAUAUACUGUACUCUCGAAAGAAGUUGUUAUUAAAAUAACAAUAAACAAUUGCAGAUAAAGAUACAUUAUUAAUAUGAUGUAUAUGGUUUCAAAUAUUUCCAGUUUCAAGAAUUUUGCAGUAAUUUUUUAAUUAUUUUUUUAAAUCAAAUAAUUUUUUUUUGGGGGGGAGCGUGCCGAAAGCUAUCCCAGCCCCUCUUAUAAAAUAGUGUGGGGGCUGUGCAUCCCCCCAUCCCCCCUGCUUCCUACGCCGCUGGAAUGGCAGUCUUUGUGCAUGCGGGCAAUUGCAUGCAUGGCACAUGCUUUUAAAUUCCAUACCGGCCUCUCUCUCUAAUAUAAUAAUUAGAUUAGGAACAGCGACCUCUAUUGCCUCUUAAUUAUAAAACCUACAUGUAUGACACUAUCGCCCAUAUUCUAAAAGCUCACUCACACUCAUUUAGUGGAGUUCGAUCUGGUCUUCUCUUGAGUGUCAGUGCUGUUUUUGAAUAGCUGGAGGGUGUAGUCACAUUGAUUCAUAUAGUAUGGUACGACACUGGCCCUCCAGCUAUUCAAAAACAGCAAUGAUUGGACAACCACACUCUGUGUCAUUCGACAUUAAAUAAAUUAUUCUAUUCUAUUCUUAGACUAAUUAUUCUACAGGCGUAUGACUCUUAAAAUGUCAAACUGUGAUAGCACAAUUUCCUGUCGAAUAGCACAAUUUCCUGUGAUAGCAGAAUUUCCUGUUGUUUCAGUUUUGCCAUUGCCAAGAGAAUAUGUUGAUUUCACAAUCAUGAUCAAAACAGUGGAUGCUAUUUUAAACAGCUAAUUUUAAAAAGCACAAAAAAUUCUCUUCCUGCAUGACCUUCAAUCAUGUUGCCUGUUCCAAAUUCAAAUUCAUUUGUGAUUAGUAUACAAUGUUAGGAAAUAUGUAGUCACAUUCUUGAAUGUUUUCAAUUAAUUGACAUGUACAGUAAACAUUUCUGGGGCAGGAGGACAGAACGAUCUGCGAUUUGCGCUAGUAUCUAUAGUCAUCAUAUGUGUAUAGUCGCAUAAUGAUACCCUUGCCACUGGCUUCUUCUUAAUAUGCACAUGGUUCGGGGAUAGUGGAAUACCAGUAGCAUCAAUGUUUAUUAUGGAAAGUGAGACAUAUGCUUUAAAAUCCUGUCCCAAUAAACCCAAGCUAGGUUACUCAACUAUAGAAGUCCUGCUUGGUCUGUCGACCAGGAAAAUUAAAGCAUUAAUUUUAUUAUAACAAUGCAUGAUGCUCUUUUAAUGCUCCAAAACCUGUCUGUUGGUCGAUGUCAUACUUACAUCGUCCAAUUUAAAGUCCCAUUUACAAGAUGCGACUAAUCGUAUAAUAUAUGAUUGUCAAUUUGGAAUAUGAAAACAACUGUUGAUGCCACUGUUCGUGUUCAACACUUUUUCUGUUUAUGAAAAGAUCUUCAAACAAUAAACGGUAUAUCGACCUCGAUUUCCUUCUCGCAGUUCUUUGGUCUUCGCCACAUUUGCAGUAAAGAUGAGGAUUUCCAAGCUAAAUGUAUUCAUAUGAGACACUUUUUUUCCAACAUGGCUAUAAGACUAGUAUAAUUAUAUACAGUAAUUGAUAACCACUUCUUUUAACCGUUUCUUUUCGACCCAUUAAAAAUAUCUGUGAAACCCUAGUUCAUACUGUAGCUUCCUGUCACAAAAUUCGUCAUCACAGAAUGGCACGUUUCCUUGUUGGGUGCCCCAAUGUAAAACAUGUAAGUUUAUAGAUUCGGUUACCACUAUUUCCGCAGUAAAAUCUCAAUACCAUGUCAAGCACCAACCCACGUGCACCUCCUCCCAACUCAUCGACUGCAUCUCAUGCGGUAGAUGUGGCAUGCUUUAUAUUGGAGAAACUGGAAGAUCUUUGAGGACAAGGUUUGGUGAGCGUGCAGUCAUUGACAAUGGUGCUGACCAGCUUGUUGCCAGCUAGACAUUUUAAUUAGGAGUGCACCGGAUUUCAAAUCCGGCCGGAUACACGAUUUAGUACAGAAUCUGUACUAAAACCACUAAUUAUGUUUUGUGAUUGGCGCGGCUUAAUCAAAGAAUCGCCCCGUUGAACCAGAGCCUUCGCGACAUUUCAAUUUAUUAUUUACUGUAGAAGGCUCUGGAAUCCAGGGUAGCUUCCGGCCGGAUUUGGAGAAAAUCCGGCCGGAUUUAAAUUUCUGUUUUCACCUUUAAAAAUUCACCAAGAAUGGGAUAAACCAUCAAUUUGGCAGCUUUAAAGUUUAAAAAACACUUAUAUUAUUAUAAAAUAUCAAGUUAUUAACAAAAAGAUGUUUAAAAAAGGUUUAAACACAAUCAAAAAUCUAAACUGACACUAACUAAAAAUAGUAAAAAACAUAAACCGUCAUUUUGAAUACUGAUUUAUCCCCAAUUGUCCCCAUUACCGGUUUAUCUCAAAUCCGGCCGGAAUUUUUGUCCAAAUCCGGUAAAUCCGGUUCCGGCCGGAUUUGAAAAUUCCAAAUCCGGUGCACCCCUAAUUUUAAUACUAAUCUCUAUACGAAAAUUUGAGUCCUCUGUCCCAUUUCUGCAAGCAAUGAGAGCCGCAAAAGACAUGAAAUGCUCCUCGAGAUCAUUUCCAAACAUGGAACUGUCCACCCCAAUGACUUAAUGAACGUUUUCCCUAUAUUUAGUAGUUCUAUAUAUCUGUCAUUCCUGGCAUUUCCAGGAGCAUCACCUGAGCAAACGACAUUCUUAUUCUGUACUGUAAGGUUACCGACGCGUAUAUUUUUGUUAGCUUUGUAACGUACUGCACAUUUUGUGUGUGUUCACUGCUGUCCACACUUGAGUAUUUCUUAAACGCGUAAAAAUUCUCAAAUAAUGUUUUUUUGGUAUUUAAAUUUGAAUGAUUAGUGCUGCACAGUUUUUCUCUUUCUGUAACUUGUCUGCAUAAUCAUCACUAUUUGGGCACUAAGAUUCUAGCAGAGGUCACUGGGAAAAAAAAGUGAAAUCCAUACUAUGAGAUUUGCAAUUGCACCACUAAAUCCAUAGUAUACUAGUCUCAUACUAUUUCCAAUUAUGGAUAAUCAAAAUCCAUAAGAUUCUAUUUCCAAUGAAGGUCCAUACAAUUAUCAAAUACCAUUCUACUGUAUAUGGCCUUCUAUGGAUUUUCAAAAAUUUUUCCAGUAGGUUCAGAUGGCUUCAUUUUUUUCAGAAACAAAAUUUGUUGACAACGUACCAUUAAACGCAGUUCACUGGAUUACGUUUCAUCUUGGUCCAGGAUGUCAAUCUUACAGUAGCAACAUCUUCAUAACCAAGAUCUUGCCAAGAUUUUCAACUUCGGACUUCUUGGUACUUACUGUACCAUGAGAUGUACAGUAGUUAAUAUAUUCAUUUGUUAAAACAUUCUUCCUGAAUUUGUUAAGGGAGCUUUGUGGGCAGUUAUCAUGAAAUGAACAGUUAUGUUGUUUCUGAGCUGCCAACACCAAUGUGGGAUGAUGUUAAUGUUCAACCUUGUUUGACAUGUGGAACAUUUGUUGAUCGUAUCGUGGAGAUUGAUUUAUGGAUGAGUGGUGGAGGUAGUAAGAGUCUCUUGCAUAAGGUAAAGUGUAACUUUCAUUAGGUCUCACACUACGCUAAGACAAGGGGGUGAAUAUUUCUGUGUUCUUUUGACAUUUUCAAUUAUUGACUCCAUCUAGUAUCCUGCCUAGCUGGGAUGAAAAUACGAAAGCAAGACACGGCGCCUUCAAAAUAUCUUUUGAAGUCCUGUUGUCAUUGAACAGACUGUACUUUUUAUUUGCGACUUAGCGAUGUCUGCUUAACUCUAAUAUACUGUUUAUUUUUCUUGUUUAUAUUUUCCGUCUCUCUUGCAAAUAUAUAACCGAUCGCCAAGAUCACCUAAAUCUAGUUUAUUAUGAAGUUCGCUUUUGAGGUGUGGUAUCAUAGAUUGUUUCGAUUGUUUUUAAUUUUGGUGCAACCGGCUGUGAACAAAAAUUACGACAUUAUUUACGUAUCCUUAUAUAGCGGGAGAAAUCAAUGAUCUACGAAAGACCUGAUUCGCCGUACAUUAUACUGUAGAUACACGAGCACGUGAACUCGUCAAGGAAAACUUGCGUGUUUGUAUGGACAAUGUUACACGGGACAAUUUCUUGAGAAAAUUGGCCUUGAAAAUGAUGUUACAUGAAAGUUGUUUGGGUGCGACGAUUUUCAUUGCGAUUUUUUGUAAAUGUUGGGUGUCACAACGCAUUAACGGACAAACGGGGAGCCGAAGUGUUUAUCUGCGUUUGACGUCGUUAUGAGAAAAGUCUGCAACAAAAUAUUGCCUCAAAAUGGGCAACAAGAUGUUGAAUACUUCUCCUGCCUUACCAAAAACAAUAUUUUGACGACUCUGAGGACUACUUGCAUUGUUUUAUUAACAGUAAUCCUGCAUCAAUGACACUUUUACUAUACUUAUACCCUUUAUAUUCAAGUUGCUUUUACUUUUCUUUAGGAUGCAUUUAAUGCAAUCAAUUGUCUUUACAAUGGCACGAAAGAAUGGAAAAUGAUUGAAUAUAAAUACGAGAAGAUGAUAUAUAAAGCGUGGGAGCCUGAGUACGAGAUUGGUGGAUAUUCGUUGAUUGAAGUUGAUUCCGUAGAUCUUAUUAAAUAUCCCAAAGUCAAGGAUGUUCCUUGGUCCUUCGUUACUGUGAAUGCUGGCGAUUGUUUAUUUGUACCUAAAAGUAAGUUCUUCAUAAAAAUAUCAGGACGUCCUGGUCACAACGAGCAGGAGAUUUAGUCAGGAAUAUUUAUCAUUUAUAGACCCGGAGCGAGGGGGAUUCGGCAUAAUAUUUCCCGAAGUGAUGAUAUUUUCCGAGGGGCUUUGCCCCGAGGAAAAUAUCAUCACUGAGGGAAAUAUCGACGAAUCCCCCGAGCGGAGGGUCUAUAAAUGAUAUAUUAUUCCGAAAGUUAAAGAACUCACUAAGAGUCUAAGUUCAGAAUAAACUGUAAACUUGCUGAAUAUUAACUACGCGAAUGCAAUUUUUAAUUUCUUAUGUAUACCGAGUUUUUGACGUUUCCUCUUUAAAAUAUUUGAGCAUGUAUCCUUUGGAUCAUUAAAGGUAACAUACGUCUUGAAAAUCUUUGGUUAAAUCAAAUCUUCUGUACGAAAUUACAGACAACAGCUCGCGAACGCCAUAUUGGUUCAGAGCGUGGUGUCCACGCGUGAGCGUGGGAUACUAUAAUAUCCCACGGUGGAUCUGCCGUGGGAUAUUAUAGUAUCUCACGCUGCAUUGCGAAAUCAUGAAUUUGAGUGAAAUACCAUAAAAAAAUCACAUUAUCACGUGGUACAAAUGCUGUUUUUUCAUUGAACAAUUUGAAUUUGAGGUAUAAUAUAAUUACUGUAGCUCAUGGCCUGCUAGUAGAGAAAAAUAAAAUAGCGGCUCAAACUGAAUUUCCGACGUUUGGGGAACGAGAGAACGGCAAGUUGUUCGCUUUUUACAGCCUUUACAAGAUUCCCACAAAUAAAACUCCCACAAAUAAAACUCCCACAAAUUGUUUACAGGUUAGAAAAUCAAUUUUUAAAAUUUAGAAUGGUUAGAAAGGUUUAAAAUGGCCGAAAGAGCGAAGAUGAAAACAUAUUACACUAGAGGGCACUCAGAGACUGCAUACCUCCGCCCGCAUUGAAAUUCGGUCGUGUGAAAUGCAACUAAGACAAUAGAUAAUGAAGGCUGAAGCUUAAUGAGGUUUAUCAUGUCAUUAUUGUCUUAGUACUGCGUGCGUCCUAAUCACGCAUUCAGUGAGUUUUUUUUAAUUGACCAGGAAAAGCAAGACAAAAUUUUGUUCAUUUGUCGUUCAAUUUUUAACCAUUCUUUUAACCGUUUUUCCUUAGCCGAUGGGAAAUGCAUUCCAAAAAUUUCGUAUGAAUAUGUUUGGUAUUUCUUGAGUUAUCGUGCUCACAGACAAACACACACACAUACACAUAUACACGCAUACAAACCCAGAUGAUUACAUAACCUCCUGGCGGAGGUAAAAAUAGAAAAAUAUUGAAAAUAUCCGAGAAGCAAAGUCUGCGAAUGCAGAACUUGCAUGUGUAUAUAAUAAAACAGUUAUUCCACUCACUUUCGUCGAAUAUGAGCGAUAGCAUCAUCGGCGCUACGCGCCUCAUCGGCUAUCAGCCCAUAUUCAACUCGAUUUCGUAGAAUAACUGUUAAAUAAUAAAGCAGAAAAACUUUGUCGGUGGACGGUUCGAAUUCGCUGUGUUUGCAGCGAAUUCGAACCGUCCACCGACAAAGUAAGUUAGAACUAAAAUUGUCUGGAACAUUUUCAUACAUAUUAUUAAUACGUUAUAGGAUGGUUUCUCGUGAUAUUUGGAUAAAACAAGACUUCAAAGACCUCAAAUGGCACUCUGCCUUCGGAGUCGUGCUAUUUUACCUAAUAUUUAGAUUCUCUUUGAGAAACUGACUGGUGCAUGUUUUAUCCAAAUUGCACUCGAAACCAUCCUAUUACCUAUACUAACCAUAGGGAAAAUUUAACCUGAGUCCGUUCUCCUCUGGAUAAUAGCGAGUUUAGCAGUCAAGCGAUGUUUCUAUCAACAUGGACGUCAUGGAUGUCAGUUUGUGAUAGUCUUCAAAACAUCUGACGAAAUGCAAGAUUUUUAACGUUUCUUGUAGGCCGUAGGAUGAGCAUCCAAAAGAUGCUUAGAAAACGGAUUCCGUUGCACCCCUCGUGGAACUACAAAAUUUUCACAUGAAUCAAUAGAUAAAAACUUAAUUUAUCAGAAUCCGUUGCUGCCCAAGCGAAACAGGUGCACAAUUGCGAAAAUAAUCCCCAUAAAGUUAGCAAUUUUCCCGUUUCGAAAUAUUCGAACCGCCAUUGUUUUGGUAGCAAAUACGCAUGCGCAAGUCAGCCAAACUCGCACUGCGCACGCGCAGACGCGAAAAAUGGAUUUUCCCUGUGGGUUUUCCCCGAUUUCCCCCGUAAACAACAACAAAAUAAAAUCACGGAAUAAAGAUCAAACCUUGUGGUAUUAACGAAUAAAUACACACACAUUAAAUAUUGUUUAAAAUACAUUGUACAUUUUGCUUGCUCAUAUGCUAAAUCACUUCAAUUCAUUGGCUAUUGUUUCAAAAUACCUCUAAAUAAUUCUACUUAUUAACAUCCUAAUUCAAUACAAAUUUGUGUAUCAAAUAGGAUGGAGAAUAUUUAAAUAUACAUACAAUUCACACGAUCAAGGAACAAAUUAACUAUUUCGCUAAGCUAAAGCCUUGGCCAAACGCAAGAAACAUUGUUGCGGAAGUAUUCGCGAUUUUCAAUGUUUGCUCAAAUGGUUCCGCGUAGGCGUAUCGGCCGGGAGGGAGGGGGGCACGGGGGGCACGUGUCCUCCCCCCCCAAAAAAAAAAAUAUGGUCGGGCAAAGUUGAUAAGAAGAACCGCGGUCUACAAUGAAUAAUUAAAUAUAAUAAUGCCAAUAUUAAUUGCUUUUAAUAUACCUUGCCAUUUAAAAAGAACACCUGGCUGUAUAUGAAUGAUGAUGGUUUAUGGCAAAGAUUAUGAAGUUAGUUAUAUAGUUAGCAUAAAUUUUAGAGCAAAUUUGGAUGCUCAGAAUGCAGGAAAUUGCAUUUCCGUGCUUCAAAUUUCAUUUUCUGGGGGAUUAUACCCCCAGACCCCCCUAGGGAUUCAUGCGUG